AUGGCUGUUGAGGCCUGUGCUACUCCUAAUCUGAUGGAUGAUAUGGAUGAUGAUGAUGAGGCGCCCAUGGUUUUUAAAAGAAGUAGUAGCUCAGCAUCAAAGCAAAACCCAGAGAAGAAGAAACCGUCUUCUCAGAAGCAUAAUUCUGAUACACGGCCAGAAAACGGGGAAAGCUCCCGAGCAGAGAAGGGUAAACCUGGGUCCUCUGUCAGGACUCCACCAGUUAAAUCACCACUGACCAGUCCAAAAGCAUCGAAUCCUUCAGGCAAGGCAUCACCAAUUACGACUCCUGGAACGAGUUCGAAGACAUCCUCUUCAGCGACUGAUACAAGAAAACCCCACAACCACGAAAGAUCUCCCAUUGUUGCUAAGCCGUCAAAGCCUUCAGCUCCUGAUGCUAAUAAUAGUAAUGCCAAGGAAUCUGAUGAUGAGAAACCAUUGAGCACUAGGUAUUUGGGUGGCACAUCUAAGGGAGCUCCUAAUCAGGCAAAUAAGAAGAUUAACGAUUCCAGUCCAGUUCAAAAGCCAGUUGUCCAUGAAAGUGAUGAUUCAGAAGAUGAAAAACCUCUGUCUCACCGGCGUCCAUUGAAGUCUAGUUUAGGAGGAUCUACUAGCUCAUCAAAAGUUCAAGAAAAUGGCUCUGCUUUGAGGGUUGGUUCAGCGAAUAAGCCAUCCUCGUUGUCGAAUAAAAGACCUCCAGGUGAAGUGAAAUCUGCAAAUCAGUCUUCAGUAAAGAAACCGAAGCUUUCAAAUCCAACCACUUCAAUAAGCAAAAAGCCAAGUAUAAAAGCGGAACCGAAGGUUGAGGAUGAGGACGAUGAUGUUCCUUUAUCUCAAAGGCCGAAGGCACAAGGUACAAGUGUGAAACCGAAGGAUGAGGACGAUGAACAUGUUCCUCUGAUCCAAAGAACUAAGAAGCCAUCUGCAGCUUCUGGUAGUAAACAGUCGGCAGCUGUAAAAAAGGUCGUAUCAUCUUCUCUGCAAAAAGUAAAUAAGAAGUCUAAGAAGAUGAUGAAAAAAACAUCUUACUCUAAGUCCUCUAAAGUGCCUCCUAGCUCUGGUGAAGGUCAAAAGUGGACUACUUUGGUCCACAAUGGUGUGAUAUUUCCCCCUCCUUACCAGCCUCAUGGGGUUAAAAUGCUUUACAAGGGGCAGCCUGUCACCCUGACCCCUGAACAAGAAGAGGUUGCAACAAUGUUUGCUGUGAUGUUAGAUACUGAGUACAUGAGUAAACCUCGUUUCAAGGAGAACUUUUUCAGUGACUGGAAAAAGAUUCUUGGAAAAAACCAUGUAAUUCAAAAUCUGGAAGACUGCGAUUUCGGUCCUAUAUAUGAGUGGCAUCAGAAAGAAAAGGAGAAAAAGAAACAAAUGACUACAGAGGAAAAAAAGGCUUUAAGAGAAGAAAAACUGAAGCAAGAGGAGAAAUACAUGUGGGCAAUUGUUGAUGGUGUCAAGGAGAAGGUAGGGAACUUUCGGGUGGAACCCCCUGGGUUGUUUCGAGGACGGGGAGAGCAUCCCAAGAUGGGGAAAUUGAAAAAGCGCAUCCAUCCAAAGGACAUAACUAUUAAUAUUGGGAGGGAUGCUCCAAUCCCUGAAUGUCCCAUCCCUGGCGAAAGAUGGAAAGAAAUAAGACACGACAAUACAGUGACGUGGCUAGCAUUUUGGAACGAUCCAAUAAAUCAAAAAGAAUUCAAGUACGUGUUUCUAGCUGCCAGCAGUACCUUAAAGGGGCAAAGUGACAAGGAGAAAUAUGAAAAAGCGAGAAAGUUAAAGGAACAUAUACAUCGCAUCAGAGCUGCUUAUACUAAGGAUUUUACUAAUAAAGAUGCCAUGAAGAAGCAAAUAGCAGUUGCUACGUAUCUGAUUGAUAAACUAGCACUCAGGGCAGGCAAUGAGAAGGAUGAUGAUGAAGCUGAUACAGUUGGUUGCUGCACGCUGAAAGUAGAAAAUGUAGAGCCCGUACCUCCAAAUACCUUAAAGUUUGACUUCCUUGGUAAAGAUUCCAUUCGAUACCAAAACGAGGUUGAAGUUGAACCUCCUGUUUUCAAGGCAAUUCAACAGUUUCGGAGUGGUAAAGAGGGUAGUGAAGAUCUUUUUGAUCGGCUUGACACCAGUAAAUUGAAUGCUCAUUUGAAGGAACUUAUGCCUGGUCUGACGGCAAAAGUUUUUCGUACAUAUAAUGCAUCUAUAACAUUAGACGACAUGUUGAGUAGGGAAACCAAGGGUGGAGAUGUCGCGGAGAAGGUUGUGGUAUAUCAACAUGCAAACAAGGAGGUUGCAAUUAUUUGUAAUCAUCAACGUACGGUCUCAAAAUCCCAUAGUGCACAAAUGACACGGUUGAAUGAAAAGAUUGAAGAACUCAAGGCUGUUUUGAAAGAAUUGGAAACUGAUCUAUCUCGAGCCAAAAAGGGGAAGCCGCCAACAAAGAGCCCCGAUGGGAAGCAGAAGAGAAAUUUAGCCCCUGAAGCGCUUGAGAAGAAAAUAGCUCAAACAAAUGCUAAGAUUGAAAAAAUGGAACGGGAUAAGUUGACCAAGGAGGAUUUGAAAACCGUGGCGCUGGGUACUUCAAAGAUCAAUUAUCUUGAUCCCAGAAUAACAGUGGCAUGGUGCAAGCGUCAUGAGGUUCCCAUUGAAAAGAUAUUCAAUAAGUCGCUGUUAGCAAAGUUUGCUUGGUCAAUGGAUGUUGAUCCCAGCUUCAGAUUCUGA
Oldenlandia corymbosa var. corymbosa is the source of this 2706-nucleotide messenger RNA. Lineage: Eukaryota; Viridiplantae; Streptophyta; Magnoliopsida; Gentianales; Rubiaceae. The record is from the annotation of a GenBank genome assembly.